ACAAAGAGAGAGUAAAGAUAUCAAAAGGGACAACAACAUAAAAGAAACUAAACUUGUGCCUCUUCCACUUCAUUUUUCUCUCUUCAUCAAGAAUCAAUGGCUUCUACUCUUACUACUCCAACUCCAAAAAAUGAUGUUGUUGAUGAUCAAAGUCAUGACACCACAUUCUCAACCCCAGUUUUCCAGCCAGCGCCACCGACGACUCGCCGGAGCCCAUCAUCUCUCUCUUCUUCCCCAUCUCACUCUUCCAACUCUUCCUUUGGAUCAUCACUCUCUUUCCAUGAUAUUCUUGAUGAUCAUAAUUCCCCUAUUAGCCCAACAACUCCUCUUCAAUUUCCAAAAGGGAUACCCUUUUCUUGGGAAAAACUUCCUGGAAUCCCAAAACAAAUAUUUUCCAAGAAAAAUAGUACUACUUCCCUAGGACAACUUCUCCCAUUAAUGCCACCACCAGCUGGAAAUGCAAAUAUUUCAAAUUCAUCCAAGAAAAUUACUAGUUUUCUUGAUGAGUUUUCUCCAAGAAAAAGUGCUGCUAAAAGCUUUAGAAAAGAUCCAUUUUUUGCUGCAUUUGUGGAGUGUUCCAAGGAUGAUCAACAACAAUAUGAUGAUGACAUUUGGAAAAAUGGAUCUUCAAAGGUACCAUCAAUAAGAAGUUUAAGUGAUAGAUUUGGAUUCAUUAGCAUGUAUACGUCUUGCAAAAGAACUUGUACAGUCUCUGAGUCCAUUGUUUAUCUUCCAAGAUCAAGAAAUUAUACUAGGAAGUACUAGGGAUCACGAGUCAAUUAAGUCCAAGAUCGACAGACAAAUGUGGAGCCAGAAUUUUAAGUUAUCAGUUCUAAAGCGAAUCUAUUGCUCGUUUUAGUUAUGGGGCUACUGAGUUUGUCAGGAUAUGCCACUAAUCUACAUAUAGGUUAGGUAAGUGUUACAUUUUCGUGUUCAAUGCAUAGUUAUUUUCAUGAAAUUGUACGUAACAUAUGCUUUUUUACUUUUGGCUUAUUUGUAAUUUUCCUUUUGUGGGUUUUAUGUUAUGCAACGUGAGGACAAGUCAAUGUGUUUGUCCAAAACUAAUUAAUACUAGUACAAUUAUGAGUA
Messenger RNA from Solanum dulcamara, 1089 nucleotides. RefSeq lists its product as uncharacterized. NCBI's taxonomy places the organism in Eukaryota, Viridiplantae, Streptophyta, Magnoliopsida, Solanales, Solanaceae. Bases 97 to 765 code for a protein of 222 amino acids. The transcript has a single exon. The record is from RefSeq and is a predicted model, not a curated record.